Molecule: messenger RNA, 1842 nt
Organism: Hyaloscypha bicolor E
Lineage: Eukaryota; Fungi; Ascomycota; Leotiomycetes; Helotiales; Hyaloscyphaceae
Exons: 5
Coding region: 1-1842 (613 amino acids)
Source: RefSeq, a predicted model, not a curated record
AUGGCUGUUGAUGAUUCUACUCCGGCCUCCGUCGCAUCCCAACCUUCGAAGGAAAAUGACCAACAUCCGCUCAAGAGCAGUGAAAUCAAGGGUUCGAUCUGGCUGUGUAACUUGUGUGCGAGUGCCGGCUAUGAGUGUGAUGGAUACUGGUACAAUACUUUGGCACGAAGACGUCCCUCAAAUCCUGUUUCGACUCGAAGCACCGGCAAGAACUCACGAGUCGCUAUACCAAGAAUGCUCUCCAACCCCACCUUCACCACCAUGCCUCCUCUUCAAAACGACAAUCUGCCCCGGCAAGUUGCCUUAGCGCAAAGCGAUCAGUCAGAAAACAUGGCACGCUCAUCAGGAAUUCCUCUACCGCUACGGAAUAAAGAAAUAACUCAACGGUCCUCCUCCUCCCUUUCCUCCAUCGGCGAUGAGGUAACAACCGUCCGAGUCCAACAACUCCCCAAUUCAAGCCGACGACAACCCUCUGCUCCCCAAACUGUUCCGCAACCACGACAAACCACAAGCAGCCAAGAAGAAUACGCACACGCCAUCCCCACCACUUCCUACCAACUCGUUGUCCAGCCAUCCGCAGGUCCUAAAUUCAAGAACACAAUUGAGCAUCAAUACUUCGCAAUCUUCCUAGAGAGCACGGCUGCCCAGCUAUCUGGAUAUCACGAGUCUUCCCUUUGGGACCGCAUCGUACCCCAAGCUUGCCAUGAGGAAGAAUGGGCUAUGAACGCAGUGAUCGCUAUCGAAGCUCUCCAUUAUGAAGGUCACCACAUUUUCGCCUUACAACGAUAUGACGAAGCCAUAUACCAAUUCAUGCAGAAAGCUAAAGCAAGUUAUUCAGAGUCUCGUCUUCGACUCGUAUUGAUCUUUACCCUUCUUACUACUUGCUUCGAGACAUACAUCGGCAACAACGAGGACGCGAUUACGCAAGCGGAAAUUGGCGUAGCGGUUCUGCUUAAAUGGGCAGCAGAACAACAGAAAGAGCCAGCAGAUAAGACAGAUGAGUGGUCUAAUGUAAGGAACGUUACAUCUCGGUCGUUUUACCUUGACAACGACCUCUUAGACGCAUUCCAACGUCUAGACUACCAAGUCCUACUCUGUAGGGGUCUUCAACCCGAUCGAAAAGCACCACAAGUAUUUCCAAGUACCCGCAGCCCAUUUAUAUCCGUUAACGAGGCAUACAGAUUCUGUGAUUUAGUUAUGCGGCGGGUCCUAUACUCUCACGCCAUCAAAAAUAUCAGAGAACAACACUCUCCGCCAUGCUAUGAUGGAAAUAACGCCCAGUACUCGAAGCAUGAGUUACAAGGGUUCAGGACUGCCAUAGAGCAGUUUUUCCGCUCAUUCGAGCCUAUUUUCCAAAGCUCUAGACAAGAGCCUGGAUCGAAGAAAUACCUGCUAGCAAACAUCCUCAUGAUUAGAGCUCUAGCUUGCCGUUGGACAAUCUCACAAGGUCCGUCAGAUAGCGAGAUGUACACCAAUGCUUACUUACUGGACUACAACCUCGUUAACAGUCUGGCGAACGAGCUGAUUACAAGAAAGGUGAAUUUCAAUUUCGACAUGACUCUAGGUGCUUCACUAUUCAGCCUUUCACAUUAUUGCAGAGAGCCCACGUGCACAGAGAGAGCAGGAUGGUUCGAUACACCAGUUGCUGCGAAGAUCUCGAAGUGGCUAAUGGACAAGGAAGAACUGAGGAUGAUUGAUGGAUUCAUACCUGAUCCUGCGAGAUUGAGACUCAUCAAGCAUGUACCUGGACAGCACAUGCGAACAGCAGAUCUGUAUUGCUCAGAACUCACUGGGGAAGAUGGAAAUGCGAGAAGAGAAGUGCUCCAUUCUAUUACGUUUUAA